ACAGCAAGCAAAACAAAUGUCGGGAGGCAGGUAGCCGGACAGAGGGCUGCACAGUUUCAAAGGUGUUUAGUGGACAUUAAGACUACACUUUGCUAUUUACAGAAUGAACACCAAUUUGAAGCACUGGAAGGAGGCGGCUACUCUUAUUCUGGUCGCGGGCCACCGGCUGACAGCCGCGUCAGGGUCACCGCUGGGCAGCAGCUACGGACGGUCACACCUGCAGCACAGGACCCACUUUGAUUACGACGUGUUACUGCUGAAACGAAGCGGUAAAAGCGGUUUCAUGCCCAAUGCCUAUGUGUUUCCCGGCGGCAUGGUGAACUCCUCGGACUUUUCUAGUGAGUGGCUGGACAUUUUUAAAGCUUUCAGGAACUCUCCAGACUUUGGACUGAGAGGGGUCACCCAGCCGGUGGACACCAGACCUCCAGUGUACGCCACCGACCGACUGAAACUGGGCUCUCCUAUCUCAGGAGAGGUCGCCUUCCGGAUCUGCGCCUUGAGGGAGACGUUUGAGGAGUCCGGUGUGCUCCUGGUUGUGUCCAAACAGGAGGAGAAAAGGUUGUUAAAAAGCAUAGAGGACAGGGGUGCCACUGAGGAAGUGCUGCAUUGCAAAGUCAACGAUCUGUGCAGUAGUGAGCUCACCAGGUGGAGGGCUCUGGUGAACCAGAACCCCGCCAACUUCAUCAGGAUGUGCAGAGAGUUGGAGGUGCUGCCAAACAUCUGGGCUUUACAUGAGUGGAGCAACUGGCUGACUCCCAAAAGGAAAUUCACUACGAGGUUUGAUACAGCUUUCUUCAUCUGCUGCCUGCAGGAGAUCCCAGAGACACUCCAGGAUGAGAAGGAGAUAGAGCACUUUCAGUGGUCCACACCCUCAGAGGUUAUCCAGAGCUACCGGGCACGGGAGUUGUGGAUCGCCCCUCCGCAGUACUAUGAGCUCAGCCGCUUGUGCCGCAUCCCUUUGCUGAAGGACCUCCACAACUUCUCCAGCCAGCGUGCCACAGAGGGCUGCGAACAGUGGCUGCCUCUUGCUGUCCUUAAAGAUGAUGGCUACAUAUCACUGCUGCCAGGUGACAGUCACUACCGUUUGGAUGCGUCAGGAGAGGCCAUGGUGAAUCCUGACACAGACUGUCCGCUGGAGGAGCCUCAAGAUGAUUCUGCACUGCACCGCUUUGUGAGCUCAGAUCUAUACAGUUUAAGUCUACAAGUAACCAUCACGCCAAAGUACAAUCAACUGGUUCCUGUUGAAGACAAAACCUUCCUGCAUAACUCAAAAAGUCAGCUUUGACUUGCCCUACCCGCUGUACGAGCCCUACAGCAAGUUUACUGUUCUGAUAGUAUCAGAGGGGCCUUUGUCACAGCACAUAUUUCAACUUGUCAGUGUGGGAAAAGGACAGAUGUUACUUACAACAUUAACGAUGGCUGUGUUCUAAUUAUGUGUCUUACCACAAUGUCACAGUCAUUCAUCCAGGAAGAACAGAUGGAGGGCUGGGUAUUGGUACUCAGUGCUUUUCCAGUCAAAUGAUACCUGCAUUCAAUCCCUUUUGUAUCCAGAUCUAGAAAAAAAUGACUGUUUUUAUAUUAAUCACAGCCAAUCAGUGUUCCUCAACUUUAAUGUGACAUGUGAUUUGCCCUGUACCACAGCAGACACAACCCAUGCAGCCUGUGGUGUGGUGAAGUCAAGCGCGAUGGCAGUGAUGCCUCAAAAACAUUCAGAAGUAUGGCUAUAACCUACUACAUGCCUGUAGUAGAAAAAAAUACACCAAAUAAGUAUUCUGUUAGCAUAAUUAUUACUUUAAGGGUACUGAUAUUGUUACUGGUAUUGUACUUUUUUGAUGCUAUACCCAGCCCUAGCUGGAAACUUGUGCCCUGUUUCCACCAAACACAGUAUGGUACCUUUGGAACCAAAAGUAACCCUUCAGACAUGGUACCUAGGCCCUAGUGUUUCCACCACAAACAGUACUCUUAAAUGUCACUCUUAAAUGGGGUUGUUGUCACCCACUGCUCCGUCUAGCAUUUGCUGACAUAUUCAGAACAAAAUAGAACAGGCUGCAGUGAGAGUCUCUCUCAGUGGGAUAUUUAGAAAUAGUGGGUUUGUGCUUAGUCCUUCUCAGGCAAGCUCAGGGGUUUAGUGUUGCCAGAGCCCACAGGAACGACACUCCGUGAAACUUUUUUACUCCCAAGUGAGGAUUGGGAUAUACACAGUUGAUUUAAUCCGGCCAAAAUUAAUAUAUAUAAAUGCUUGAAGAUCCACUCAUUACUAAAAGUGUAUGUCGUAUAAAAACUAAAAUAAUGGUCAAAGUAGUCACAUUGCAGUUUAAGGUGUGCUGAUGGAUUCACAUCAUCAGCUCAUGCAUUGAGUAUCAUAACAAGUAAACGCUCCACCUUAAAAGUCGCCGGCAGUUAGCCCAUUGAAUUAAGUUAUUUUUUCAGCAACUUUUCAGCUGCUGCAAGAGGCAGCAAAACAUCCUUUCAUUUUAUAGUUACAGUUUACUAAUAUAUGUAAAACUCUCCACAGUAUGAACAGUGGUUAAACGAGCCUCAAAACCAGCCACAACUCAGCCCUGAGCAGAGUGACUGUCCGCUAUUGACCAGUCAAUGGACUGUAGUGUUCACAGCUCCACCUUCUAGUACCAGAUCUGUGUGCUAGGUACCCCAACAGAGGGGGGACCAAAUAUGGGGACAGUACAGAACGGUUCCAUUAGUACCAUCCACAACUUUUCACAGUGGAAAUGGAAAAAAAGCGUAUGGAACUGAACUGUACCGUACCUUACUGCUCGGUAGAAACAGGGCUUCGGUGAAGCAGUGACUACUCGCAGGGCUAGUUAGUGAACUGGUGUAGCUUGUGAGCGUUUUAAUGCCGAUAUUGGCUGAUACCUAUGACGUGCUGAUAUUAUCGUGCAUCCCUACUCUACUGUUCCGUUUACUUCCCCCUGGCAUGUUUAUCUUUGUGCACCAGUAUGUUCAGUCACAACAUAUUGAAGCGGGAACAUUCAGCUCUCAUGCUCUGAGCUCUUUUACUGUGACAUGUCAAGAUGUCCUCAGUGGUGAAAGGUUUGUUGUGUCCUUAAUAGUGACAAACCUUGAUUUAUUUUCUCUGAGGAAUACCCCUGGUUGUAACCGUACUAUAUUAAUGACUGUUAAGCUGCUAUUUUUUCUCUUCCGUAUGACUCUUCUUCCAUUAUAUCACAGUCGUUGCCAUCAGAUCAGAAGACAACUGUCUCUCCACCAGCCUCAUCACUUGUUUAUUUUUAAUGUAACAAAUGUGUAAAUGACGAAAAAGAAGUGAUUACUAAUGGCCUUAUCGUACAAAUGUUUUACUCAGAGGAAGUGUUAGUCAUCAGACUUGAAAUGAUUCAGGCGCCCUUUUUUUUUACUGUAAGAUGCUGAGUUUGUUUUAUUAACUGGGCCUGUUCUAUUACAAUAUGCUGAUUACAACACAUGUGACAGUGAAAUCUGAUUUUGUCAUAUUUGUUUAUUGUGUUAAUGCUGUUGUCGGGGGGGGGCAAAAUAACAAGAUGACACUGGACCACUUGUGUGAUGAAUUUUUUAAGAAUCAUGUUCUACUUGGAAAUAAAUAGGUUUCUCAAGGACUUCCUGGUCUGAC
Messenger RNA from Epinephelus fuscoguttatus (brown-marbled grouper), 3604 nucleotides. It is a transcript of the gene nudt19, whose product is annotated as nudix (nucleoside diphosphate linked moiety X)-type motif 19. Gene Ontology annotation, cellular component: mitochondrion. The record is from RefSeq and is a predicted model, not a curated record. Bases 104 to 1285 code for a protein of 393 amino acids. Gene Ontology annotation, molecular function: hydrolase activity, acting on acid anhydrides, in phosphorus-containing anhydrides. The transcript is spliced from 3 exons. Lineage: Eukaryota; Metazoa; Chordata; Actinopteri; Perciformes; Serranidae.